This is a messenger RNA of Zeugodacus cucurbitae (melon fly), 871 nucleotides long. RefSeq lists its product as uncharacterized. The transcript has 2 exons. The record is from RefSeq and is a predicted model, not a curated record. Lineage: Eukaryota; Metazoa; Arthropoda; Insecta; Diptera; Tephritidae. Bases 154 to 723 code for a protein of 189 amino acids.
ACAAAACUAAAAUUCGAAAUCAAUUCCAAAUUCGGUUAGACACUUAUAAAAAAAAGCAAAAUAAAUAAAUAAAUUUCUCUUCAAAAAAUUCGAAAAAAAACUUUCAAAAUUUCGCAGUUUAGUGCUUGUGGUAUAAAUAAACCAACAUCAAUUAUGGCGAACGCCGUAGAAAAUGUGGUUUACUGUCUGAGAACAAUCAUCGUUCGAAUAACGCUGGGGCCGAUUUCAUUCGUUUUCCUUGAACUUUCAAAAUUUGUCUUAGUAUUGGUGUUAGCCUUCUGGAUAGCGAUUGGCAUUUUUAUGAUGUGGGAAAGCCUUAUGCCUGAAGCGGCCGGUCGUCUCUCGGCGGCAGCCGCUGCAGUUGUCGCCAAUUCGAGUGGUCUUAUGCCGAGUACUGAAGGUAAGGAUAAUGCUAAUGAAUCGGGCACUUAUCCAUUUGUUGUAGAUUUGCCAAAGACUGAAUCGUCCACUUUAGAAACAAUAAUUAAAGAUGAGACAUUGCUAACGGCGGCGGAGGGGAAAAGUUCUAGUUUAAUUAAAGAUGAACCUCCAAGAGGAUCAGCUAAAGAGGAAGCUAACAAGUCUGAAGAAAAAAGUCCCAGUAUACUUAAGAAUGAAGCAGAAACAGCUAAAGAGGCUGAAGUGGCGUCUACAGCAGGUACUGCUUCCAAGCAACCUUCAGCAGCAAGUGAAGUUGGCGACACCGAAAAACCGGCUGCAUGAAAAAUUUUUGAAUUUUCAUCAAUAUUAUAUAUAAAGACGGAAACAGAAAACGUACAAAAAUAAUCUAAUUUGUUUGGUUGAUUUGAAUUUUGGGUAACAUCUUGAAAAAGUUUCAUAAUAAAAGUCCAGGAAUAUUUGUAUAAACAUA